Messenger RNA from Fomitopsis serialis, 1581 nucleotides. RefSeq lists its product as uncharacterized. Bases 275 to 1513 code for a protein of 412 amino acids. The record is from RefSeq and is a predicted model, not a curated record. The transcript has 3 exons. Lineage: Eukaryota; Fungi; Basidiomycota; Agaricomycetes; Polyporales; Fomitopsidaceae.
CUAAAUGGCACGCCGCGCCCUCAUCUCGGUAAGCACGUUCACUAGCAAAUCCUCCUCGUGAGUAAGAUCCCGCGGGCGUGGCUCAUUGUUGACAAGCUGCAGCAUCGUCUUCUUAUCCACGACGUACACGCGCUGGUCGUCGAGGCCUGCCGCCUUGAGGUUGUCUCUCACCGUCUGUUCGGUGUCAUGGACAUAUUCUGCGCAUGCCGUCCUCCAGAGCCGCUUUCUCUCGUCGCCCCUGCCAUUGCCUCUACCGUUUCCCACCUUGUCGUCCAUGCGGUUGCCGAUGUGCUGCAGCGCCUUCGAGCGGACGAUGUAUGCGGGGACGUUCGUCAACUUGCAGCACUUCAAGAUAGCGACGUCCGUCUCGGUGAAACGGCUAUCGAUGAGGAGGACGAUGCAGUUGAACAUGUACAGACCCUGCCUCCGGAAGUACUGCGCCGCAGGUUGGUUCAGCGUCCCCGCGCCGGGGAUGUCAUACCACACGAACGGGUACCACCCGAGCGGGUUAUCCGGCAGGUUGGGGUGGUCAUACCGCGCGAAGACUCUCGUCGUCUCAGACGUUCCCACUGGCGCUGCGCCGGGGUCGUUGUUGUUCAAGCCGCGGAUCGCGUUGAUCAGGGAAGACUUGCCGCUGCCCGCCGGGCCAGCGAUGGCGAUGUGGAUAAAGCCUUCCUUAUAUCCUAGGCGACGCCUCGUCUCCGCGAUUUCGCGUGUAUUGCGGAAGGUCAUGAACAGACUGUUAUCGUCCCGCUCAGUGCGCUCUCUUCUGAGCUGCUCCUCGAGCUGCCGAAGGCGCUCUUCCGCAUCUCGCAUGGCUGGGUUCCUGCGCAGGGCGUCCGCGUUCGCCGUGCCUGCGAUGCCAACGGUAGCUGCUGUGGCCGCGAUGCCCAUCAUGGCGAUUGCGCCUUCUGCGAUGAGAGACGCGUGGGAUAUGCGCGGCGGGAGUGUCGGCAACGAUACUCAAGUAACAGGAGAUGCCUUACGGCCAGCCAACAGCAAUGAUACGAGAGACGGCGGGGGAGGGGGAGGGGCCGCCCAGGGAGGCAAACUUGCAGCCGCACCCAUGAUGCGGUUUGCACAGACUACGAAGUGGACUGGAGUAUGCGACUUUGUAAGGAUGGCCCGCCGGACGCUGGGAGUUGGCGUUGUCCGCGACAGAGGGGUGCACAGUGGGGAGAAGUAUCAGAGUCCCGCGUAUUAUAUGGUCUGGAUUGUGGGUCUGGGUUGUGGGAUAGAAGCAGUUCAUGCAGCGGUUCAGAACUCACAAGGAACGGUCACGUGGUUUAGAGCUCUCCGGGUGAUCAGGAUCAAUCCAGACCAUUAUAACCCGUUACAAGUUAGAAAAGGAUUGUCAUCAAAUCCCGGCGAGCCCCGAGUCAGUCCAAUGAUCUCGACGAUAUACGGCGGCCGAGCAGAAGCGCAGGUCAGUAACAGUCUUGGCAGCGCACCCGGUCGUGGAGGGAGAGGAUCUCUAGCACACAUGUGCACCCCCAUCGUGUCGUCCAUCUAGGCAUCCCGGCGGAUGAAAACGUUAUCUCAGCUGCAGUGCUCAAGCUCAAGUGACUAGUAUAUAGGGGC